This is a messenger RNA of Clonostachys rhizophaga, 1464 nucleotides long. The record is from the annotation of a GenBank genome assembly. NCBI's taxonomy places the organism in Eukaryota, Fungi, Ascomycota, Sordariomycetes, Hypocreales, Bionectriaceae.
AUGUCGGCUGGCCGGGCAUUGCUGGGGAAGACCCCAACCGUAUGCCGACUCUGUUCUCGCCGCCAGGUCCCCAACGCAUUGAGACGAAGCUACAGCACACGGCCUCAAGAAAUCUACGAUGUGGUUUGCGUUGGCGGUGGCCCUGCAGGGCUCAGUCUCUUGACGGCCCUCCGCUCUAACCCAAUCACAUCCGGUCUCCGAGUCGCCCUCAUUGAGGCCCAAGACCUUGCGAAGACGGCCGCCUUCUCUCUGCCGCCGACCCAAUUCUCCAACCGCUGCAGCUCCCUCACACCGGCCUCGGCUCAGUUUCUCAAUUCCAUAGGCGCAUGGUCGCACAUGCAACGGAGCCGUAUCCAGGAAUACCAGGAAAUGCAGGUAUGGGAUGGUGUUACGGGUGCACGUAUCGAAUUCGACUGGCAGGGGGGUUCUGCAUCCAAGAACAUCGCUUAUAUGAUUGAGAACUUGAAUCUCACAUCUGGUCUCCUCAAGAGGCUCAAGGAGCUCGGUGGGGUUGACACAUUCGAUAACUCCAAGGUUGAAAGCAUCGAUCAUGGCAAGGAGACGGAGGACGUGGACCUGAGCGAAUGGCCCGUCGUCCAGCUCUCUGGCGGCCAAUCCCUCGCUGCGCGUCUGCUAGUGGGCGCCGAUGGUGUGAACAGCCCUGUCCGGACCUUUGCUGGCAUCAAGACAACGGGCUGGGACUACGAGAGACACGGUGUCGUGGCCACGCUCCAGCUCGAGGGCGAUGGCUGGGGGGGCGAGUACACCAAGAUUGCCUACCAGCGCUUCCUCCCCACCGGACCUGUGGCGAUGCUUCCCCUCCCUGGCAACUACGCAUCAAUGGUCUGGUCAACCACCCCGGAGAAGGCUGCCAUACUAAAGAAGCUGCCCGCCAAGGACUUCCUCGCCAUGGUCAACGCCGCAUUCCGGCUCAGCCCAACCGACCUCGCCUACCUGCACAGCCUGGAAGAGGGGCAGGCCGACGAGUUCUCCUGGAGAAUGCAGCACGUGUCCACCAACCCGGAGACGCUCCCCCAGACCGUCGUCGGCGUCCAGGAGGGCACGGUGGCAUCCUUCCCCCUGAGGCUGCGCCACGCCGAUACCUACACGGUAGACCGCAUCGCCCUGGUCGGCGAUGCCGCCCACGCCGUGCACCCACUGGCCGGCCAGGGCCUCAACCAAGGCCAGGGCGACGUGCAGAGCCUCGCCAACGCCAUCGCCUACGCCGUUUCACACGGGCAGGACCUCGGCGCUCAGAUGUGGCUCGAGUCGUACAACUCUGACCGCUACGCCGCCAACCACGUGCUCAUGGGAGUCUGUGACAAGCUGCACAAAAUCUACGGGACUGACAGCGGCCCCAUCGUGCCGUUGAGAUCUCUCGGUUUGAGGGCCGUGAAUGCCCUCGGACCUCUGAAGAACUUCUUCAUGGAGCAAGCUUCGGGCAACGGCGCAAAACUUCUCUAA